Molecule: messenger RNA, 6854 nt
Organism: Phyllopteryx taeniolatus (common seadragon)
Lineage: Eukaryota; Metazoa; Chordata; Actinopteri; Syngnathiformes; Syngnathidae
Product: mitogen-activated protein kinase kinase kinase 5
Exons: 28
Coding region: 239-4234 (1331 amino acids)
Biological process (GO): cellular response to stress; MAPK cascade; protein phosphorylation
Molecular function (GO): MAP kinase kinase kinase activity; ATP binding
Source: RefSeq, a predicted model, not a curated record
AAGGACAAGGAAGAUUAAAAGAACCACUUUUUAUCAUUUUUGUUCCUUAGGAACAUUAGAGGCACAAGCAUCCGGUUUCAGUAUGUGUGACGUAACCGAACCGAGGUGGAAUUUCGGGAGUGUUCGUCGACUUGACACAAGCCGAGCCGUGUGGGCGGCCGCUCACUCACCUGGCGGACUCACGACAAGAAUGAACCCACCCUGGAAGUGUUGAUAAAGAUACCGGGGAAAACAGAGAAUGUACACGACAGAGCGGAGGCGUAUGAGCUUACGGCGGGAGUCCGUCUCGCCGCCGUCGUCGGCGGGCACUUUGUGGCAGGACCCGCUGGCCAUGGAACUGAGUGCCCGGAGCACCGCCGCCAAGAGCGGCGCCGUCUCGCCCCGGAGCCGCGGCGGUCGCGCCGUGUCGGUGGCUUACAUCGCCAACGACGGCGAGGACGAGGGGGCUGCGACGGCGGCGGCUACCCCGGCCGAGCGUCGCUUGUCCCUGGCGUGUGUGAAGGCGGCGUGUGCCGACUCGAGAGCCUCGUUUCAAAGCAUCCCGUUCGAGAGGAUCUCCAUGGCGACCACGGACGUCCUGGAUAGCUUCUACAACGCAGAUGUCGCUGUGGUGGAGAUGAGUGACUCCUUUUGCCAGGCGUCUCUCUUCUAUCACCUGGGAGUGAGGGAAAGUUUCAGCAUGACCAACAUCAUCAUCCUGUACUGUUAUCAGGAGGACACAGACCUGCAGGCUGUCAAGGAGCAAUGUGGAAGCUACACGUUCCUCCCUUAUGUGGUGACGCCUCAGGGCAAGGUGUUCGCCUGCGAUGGCGCCGUGAUGACGGGCAUCAAAGAGCUGAUGCAGCCCGCUUUCCAGCUGGACUCUCUGCUCACGCCAUUGGCGGAGAGACUGGCGCACUUCCUCAACAACGUCGAUGUGCAGUCCAGCGAGUACUUCCGGGAGUCCAUCAGGCACGAAAUCCGCAUGGCGAGGGAGCGGUUCAGCGGUCGGGCUCUAGGCGAGGAGCUGAGUUGCAUCCAGAAGCGUUUGGACAGUGUGGAGCUGCUCACCCCUGACAUCGUCAUGAACCUGCUGCUGUCCUACAGGGACAUUCAGGACUACGAUGCUAUGAUCAAACUGGUGGAGAUGCUGAAUAACCUUCCAAUGUGUCUUGUGGCAAGACACCAAAAUAUCAAAUUUCAUUACAUAUUUGCUCUCAACAGGAGGAAUCAACCAGGUGAUCGCGCCAAGGCUUUGGAGGAGGUCCUGCCCAUUGUGGAAUCAGGAGGCAACGUGGUGUCUGACGUCUACUGCCUCUGUGGUCGCAUCUACAAAGACAUGUUCAUUAGCUCAGGCUUCACUGACCAGCACAGUAGAGAUCAAGCCUGCUACUGGUAUGGAAAAGCGUUUGAAACGGAACACACUUUGCACUCGGGCAUCAACAAUGUGGUCCUUCUGAUGGCGGCUGGACACGAGUUUGAUACGUCCAUUGAGCUGCGUAAAAAAGGUGUGACCUUAAGCACUCUGUUGGGCCGGAAGGGCAGCCUGGAGAAGAUGAAAGACUACUGGGAUGUGGGAUUCUAUCUCGGCGCUAACAUACUAGCUAAUGCGCACAGAAAAGUCAUCGAGGCUUCCGAGAAACUCUACAAGCUCAAGGCUCCCGUUUGGUACGUGGCGUCCGUGAUGGAGACCUACGUUCUGUACCGACAGUUUGCCAAGCCCCCCGAGGUGAGGUCUCCCAAGCAGGACACAGUGGACUUCUGGAUGGAGCUGCUGUCACAGUACUGUCAACCCAACAUCUCCACCGACUGCUGCCCAGUGCUCAUUCUGGAGCCCAGUAAAGUCCUUCAACCUUCUAUAGUGUCUGUGAGCGAGGGGGAUGAAAGUCACACUGUCCAGUUGAAACACGUCACUCCCUUCAAGAAAGGCUUGCAUCAGUGGACUUUCCCAGCCGCUGCAAUCCGGGGAGUGAGCGCUUCAAAGAUUGACGAGCGGAGCUGCUUCCUGUACGUGCACUACAACUCUGAUGACUUCCAGCUGUGCUUCCCCUCAGAGCUACACUGUAAAGGUUUCUGUGAUCUGGUAAAUUCUCUGCUCCAUAAGGCUGAGAAUGCCUCCGAGGAUCUGAAUCAUAUCAGUGAGGGAAUACUUGAGUACGUCUAUGAGAUCAACGAGAACGGCAACAAGGUGGUCCUUGGGAAAGGCACAUAUGGCGUCGUGUACGCCGGUAGGGACAUGAGCAACCAAGUGCGUAUCGCCAUCAAGGAGAUCCCAGAGAAGGACAGAACUUAUUCCCAGCCUCUCCACGAGGAGAUCUGCCUUCACAAGCGGCUGAAGCACAGAAACAUCGUCCAGUACCUGGGCUCCAUUAGUCAGGAUGGUUUCAUCAAGAUCUUCAUGGAAGAAGUACCAGGAGGUAGCCUUUCGUCUCUGCUCCGUUCCAAGUGGGGUCCCCUGAAAGACAACGAGGCCACCAUCAUCUUCUACACCAAGCAGAUUCUCGAGGGGCUAAGAUACCUUCACGACAACCAGAUUGUCCACAGAGACAUCAAGGGUGACAACGUGCUGAUAAACACAUACAGCGGUGUUUUAAAGAUCUCCGACUUUGGAACCUCCAAGAGGCUCGCGGGUAUCAACCCCUGCACUGAAACUUUUGCUGGAACGCUACAGUAUAUGGCACCAGAGAUUAUAGACCAGGGGCCUCGGGGCUACGGGAAGCCGGCUGACAUAUGGUCCCUUGGGUGCACUGUCAUCGAAAUGGCAACGGGCAAAACGCCCUUCCAUGAGCUGGGGAGUCCUCAGGCAGCCAUGUACAAGGUUGGGAUGUUUAAGAUCCACCCCAAGGUUCCGGAGUGCAUGUCAGUUGAGGCCAAGAACUUCAUCAUGAACUGUUUCGAGCCCAACCCGGAUGACCGGGCCACGGGAACUGACUUACUCAGGGACACGUUCCUUACGUCGUCCCCCAGGAAGAAGCUAAGGGCCCCGCAGGAGUGUGACCCCGAAGACGCUUCUGCUGGUGACUACCAACGCAGCCUGUCAGUGCCAGUCUUGUCCAUUGUUGUGGAGGACACUGACGCCUACUCCGAUUCAAUUGACCUGUCCUGCUCACUGGACUUGAGGAGGACACAGUCCAUCUUUAGAGCAAACCACAUCUCGGAGAGCCCGCCCGGCAAUGGUCGCUUCCUGCCAGUGCCGGAGGACUCGGCACUGGACAUGAGCAGCCCAGCGUCUACAGACGAGAACAUGGGCAUGUUCUUGCUGAGGAAGGACAGUGAGAGGAGGGCCACGCUGCACCGGGUGCUCACUGAUUACAUCGCCAACGUGGUGGUGAACAUACAGGAAGCCUUGCCGCAGUUUGAGAGGUCAUCGGUCACUUCGGAGCACAUCACCGAGCUGGUUUGCUGCCUGCGGGCAAACAUCUGUUCACCAGACAAGAAGCGGCUGACCAGCAGCCUGCGGCACCUUCGAUCCGCGCUGCUUUCCGCCGCCAUACCUCUCAACGGCCUGCAGGCGGUGCUGUUUAGCUUCCAGGACGCAGUGAAGAAGGUGUUGAGGCAGCAGCAGGUGAAGCCUCAUUGGAUGUUCGCACUUGACAACCUGCUGAGACAGGCAGUGCAGGAAGCCAUCACUGUGCUUCUUCCAGAAUUGAAGCUCCAGCUGCAGUCGUCGUUCGAGACGGAGGACACCAGUCCUGACGAGUCGACGGCUGAUGUGAACGGCGUCCAGCGGGAGGAGGAGAGGGUGGCAGCAGAAUACCAACGGUCCGAGUCAGUCGACAAGUUGUUUGUGCCGGCCAGCCCAACGGACGCCAUCCUGAACAACAACUGCCCGCUCAGUGACGAACUGAGGGACCUCAGACUAGAGACCAGAAGGCUGCUGAGGCUGCUGAAUGACAAGGAGAGAGAGUACCAGGACCUACUGAAGAUGUCAGUGGAGAAGAAACAGGAAGACAUCAAUGCUCUCAGGAGACACACUCCAGACGAUGGGUGGACUGCACAGAAGAGCUGUGAUCUGGAUGUGAAGGACAUGGUGAGCUGGCUGGAGACCAUUCCAGUUGACCAGCACACUGUAGAGAAGUUGGUUGCUCAUGAAUUCACGUUGGACUGUCUCCUGCACAUGGCCUGCAGGGACGACUUGAUGUACUGUGGAAUAAGAGGAGGCGUGCUGUGUCGCAUGUGGGCGGCCAUUAUUGCUUACAGGAAGUCUGAGCGCAGCAGCACGUUGGACCAGGACAGCCACGCCGCUCCACUUUGACACCUGACCGGCGCUUUAGUGGACAGGCUGGACCUGUUUCAGGUGCUACCACUGUCAUUUACUUUUCUACAUUUCAAUGUAAAUAUGUAAUAUGUCUCAGGUUUUUUUAUAUUACAUACCUUAUACCUCACUAUUCAACUCUUUUCUAACAAGAGUUGCUCCAAAUUCUUACUGCAUUUGGUGGAAACAAAUAAACAAGUAGCAUGCUGCUUACGGUGUCACACAAUGAUAGAAAACCUUUUUUGAAAAAAAGAAAAAAAAAAACAUCUUAUUAAGGAUGCAUCCUAUGUCGGGACUUUAGGUGGAAAUGCUUCCUGGUAGGAUGUAACAAUGACCAAAGACCUGCUUGAGGUUUCUUCCCAAGAGGAAGUUUUUCCUUGCCUCUGUCGGCUCGUGCUUGCUCACGUGGGGUCCAGUUUGUCUUUUAAUGAGUGAGGAGUGUGGGCUUAAACCUGCUCCGUGUGUAAAGUGCCCUGAGACAACCUAUGUUGUGAUUUGGCGUAGUACAGAGGACAAAUAAGUAAAGCAGUGGGUGAUCGGUGACGGGAUAGUAAAAUACAGUAUUUACUUACAAACAGCUGCAACAAUAGCUAAUGCUAGCUAGGGAUGACUUUGACAGUGCAGGUUUCUUUGUAAAUGUUAUCCAAAAUGAAUGAAUCAUCGAAUGAAUAUAGGAUCGAAACAGCACAGUCCUUUCUCUUCGUUUCGCUUUUAAACUGGCCGCGGCCACAUGCCUUGCUACAUGCCUUCCAUUGAGUUUCAUUGUUUCAAUUCACCCACUUGUUGAGCUGCUGAACUCCUGAAAAGGUUGCUUGGCCCACUGGUUUGAAAGCGAGCGUUUAUUUUGCUUGCCACUGAGUCACAUGACAGAAUCAUGUUCGCUGAUUCGGCGAAUGAGGACUUUCAUGCACUUCCUCCUUUCUGUCCUCCUUCUAUGCCGUCCAUGCACCCGUUUGGUUGUUUUCUUUUUUGACAGUAACUAUGAAUAAAAAUUGCACAUCGUUAAAGCAACGUUCACGAUUACAUCAAAGGCGAUAUAUAUUGCCCACCCCUAAUUUGGCGCUGUAUAAAUACAAUUGAAUUGAAUGUAGGGUGCAUCCUUAGUAUGGUACGUCCUAGGAAGGAUGGAUCAUUUAAAGGCUACGUGCUAUGUACGGUGCAAUCUUGCUAGCGUGCAUCCUAGUGACGGUCCAUCCUUUCUUACAUGCAUCCUUUUUAGGGUGCAUUCUAGGUUAUAGGACUUUGGGUGGAAAAGCUUUCUGGUAAGGAUACAUCCUUGACAGGGUGCAACAAUGACAAAAGACCAGUUUUUAAAAGACAUUAAGUAUAGUAAGAUAUUUUGUUGUGCAUUCUAGGUAGGGUGCAUCUUAGUAGGGCACAAAAAUACCUUUUAGUUUUUUUUUUAUGACAGAUCUUUUUUUGUUGUUGUUUUUAAAACAUCUAAAAAAUACAUUUUCUUAAACCUUAUUUUUUUUAAAUAUGUAAUUUAAGCCUUUUUAGAAUGACUUGUAUAUCAAGGCAUUUUUUAAAUGUCAUGAUAUACAGUAAGAGGAGGUAGGAUCCAUGCUUGGGAAGGUGAAUCUAAGAUAGGGUGCAUCCCAAAUAGGGUGUAACCUAGGUAGGGGGCAUCAUUUUGACAUUAAAAAUUGUCUUGCUAGACAUCGUCUAAUCCGUUUCAGGCCCAAAAUUUAAUUAUAAUUACUAUACUUAUACUUAUCAGUGUGUGGUUAAAAAUAAAUAUAGUGCAAUACAGAAAUAAGUGAAGACACACUAUUUUGAAGAAAUAAAACACUAAACAAAUAUGAUACGUAACAUUUUUUGCUCAUUACCUUUAACUAAGGAGAGGAAAGGGGAGGAGGACUAAGCUCCUCAUUGAAGAAGAGGCUUCUUCCAUAAUAAUGCGGGGAAAUUCAAUUUUUUUUUUUUUUUUUUUUUUUUUUUCCUGUUUCUUUUUGUAAUUCAUUGGUUGAUAUUAGGCGGCACGGUGGCCGACUGGCUAGAGCGUCAGCCUCACAGUUCUGAGGACCCGGGUUCAAUCCCCGGCCCCGCCUGUGUGGAGUUUGCAUGUUCUCCCCGUGCCUGCGUGGGUUUUCUCCGGGCACUCCGGUUUCCUCCCACAUCCCAAAAACAUGCAUGAAUUGGAGACUCUAAAUUGCCCGUAGGCAUGACUGUGAGUGCGAAUGGUUGUUUGUUCCUAUGUGCCCUGCGAUUGGCUGGCAACCAGUUCAGGGUCUACCCCGCCUCCUGCCCGAUGACAGCUGGGAUAGGCUCCAGCACGCCUGCGACCCUAGUGAGGAGAAGCGGCUCAGAAAAUGGAUGCAUGGAUGGAUGGUUGAUAUUGGCACAACAAACCAAUCCAGAUCAACUUUUCUUUUGCUGUUCAGAAAAAAAAAAAAAUCUGAAAGUGGAAUCAUCAGAGAGAAGGACGUGGCCGGGACGUGGCAGGUGUUGGUCCCAUGUUUUCACCUUGAAACCCUCCCCUUAGUGUGUUGUGUCUUGUAGCUUAGAAACCUCCCUAUUUUCAAAUAAAUGCAGGAGCGACGGGAGAGAUUGUUUAGAGCGUGUUGAGAGGCUGUAAUCUGAACAAUCUCCCAUCCGCCCUCCUCAUGAGAAAAAGAAA